Myripristis murdjan (pinecone soldierfish) is the source of this 1563-nucleotide messenger RNA. RefSeq names its product proline-rich transmembrane protein 2. Bases 269 to 949 code for a protein of 226 amino acids. The record is from RefSeq and is a predicted model, not a curated record. Gene Ontology annotation, cellular component: membrane. The transcript has 6 exons. NCBI's taxonomy places the organism in Eukaryota, Metazoa, Chordata, Actinopteri, Holocentriformes, Holocentridae.
GAUGUCCCGCAGCUGUCUCCGCAGGCUUUCGUUCUCCCGUUUCGCUCGGGCUGUCUCCUCCCGGUACUCGGUCACGGUGUCCCCGACCACGUCCAGGAUCUCCCUCACCACCACGGCCAGCCGCUCUGUCAGCACCGGACUGGGCUGUAUGUUCUGCAGGAGCAAAAUGAAAAUGACUGUGCAGCAUCCCGUUGACUAGGAACAGAAAGAGCCGCCCUCGUGACUUCUCUCCAACAACCGAAAACCAGAGCUUUGUCUGCAUCUUCCAAUGGCCUCCAGUCCCAGCACCACCCAGCCCUCCGGCGGAGCGGAGGAGGCGCAGCAGCCGGAGCAGCCGACCACCACGCAGCCAGAGGCGGAGGCCAUGAACGGCCCGGUGACGUGUCAGCCGACCAGCGCUGAGCAGCCAGCCCCACCCCAAACAACAGACACUGAUGAAGCCACCCACACGGAGGAGGGCAUGGCCAAGGACCAUCUGGCAGUGAUCGAUGAGAAGAUGGAGACUAGUAAUGGAGUCGGUCCGGUGUCGGUCGAAUAUUCUCCCCCAACAUUUUCUGUGUCGCCCAAGCAGCAGCAUGCUAAGCCGGGCGGCCAGCCCAAUGGACGGCCACGUUUAGGCAGCCGGGCCGGCUCCGUGGCGGCAGGCUCCCCCAGGCCUUCGCUCAGCCGCCAACCCAGCGCCAUCACCGAGGGUGCCAUAGAUGGAUCCAAGCCGAGGGACUACCUGAUCCUGGCGAUCCUGUCCUGCUUCUGCCCGCUUUGGCCCAUCAACAUUGUAGCCCUCACCUUCUCUGUCAUGUCCCGCAACAGUCUGCAACAAGGCAACAUUGACGGCGCCCGGCGCUUGGGCCAUAACGCCAUGGUCCUGUCCGUCGUCUCAAUAGUGGGAGGGAUCGCCAUCAUCACCGCACUCAUCGCCUUCAACUGGGGAUUGAUAUUAAAAUCCUGAUGGGCUGCCUUGGCAACUAUACGGCUGGAACAUCGAGACUGACUUUACACCAACAUCUUCCCAACAAGACAAUGUACCCCUCCUGAUAUUAAAGCACUAUUCUUUUCAAGCGCCUGCAACUGAAAAACAAACAAAAAAAUCGGUUCCUGUUUUUGCUGUUGUUUCUUGCUGCACGAGCAUGGUCGGCCUGACCCUCUACCUCCAACACUACCAACCCACUUCUGACACUGACGCCCGCUUUGGAUGCUGAAGGAGAAACGGAUGGAUAUUCAGACAGAAACAAAAUGCUCAUUUCAUUCUGUGGUAGCAGCUUAUCUCCUGCAAACUGCCUCCUCUCCCUUUUCGAUGCCAAAAAAUGACCUUAGCUGAACUUGAACUCGGAGACGCUGAACGGGAUGGCAGCAGUCGGCGCUUUUGCAUUUGAUCACUGAUUGAUCGGUGAAUAAGGUGAACUGAGGACUUGCUGGAUGAACUGUCAGAUUCUUUUCAUUUUGAAGGCACAAGAUUCCAGGAAACAAAAAAAAACAGAGUGAUGUGUGAUUUGAGAAAGUGGUGGGAUUUUUCAUUAUCUGUCUAUUCUUGUCAAUGCUUAUCACACACACACAUGCAAACAC